Epithele typhae is the source of this 594-nucleotide messenger RNA. RefSeq lists its product as uncharacterized. The record is from RefSeq and is a predicted model, not a curated record. The transcript is spliced from 3 exons. Bases 1 to 594 code for a protein of 197 amino acids. Lineage: Eukaryota; Fungi; Basidiomycota; Agaricomycetes; Polyporales; Epitheliaceae.
AUGGGCAAGCAGGGCCAGUUCGAGGCGUAUCCCGCGCCGGCCGACGGAUCCAAGCGCGGUCGCAGAGCCAGCAGCCGUCGCCGCAUGCGCAGACCCAUCCGCCACCACCUCCCUCCCGCCCACGCCGCAACAGGAGGAGUACUCGCUCCAGUACAACGGAGCUCCCCCGACACGCCGAUGUACGAGUCGCCGCCGACGUUCGACCCCGCGCACGGGCCGCAGCAGCAGUCGUCGCCGUCCUACCCUCCUCAGCCCACGCCUCAACAGCUUCAAGCCAGGCACAGGCGUCGCAGCAGCCUAGCCCGCUUCUACAUGCCGUACGGGAACGAGUUCGAGGGCCAGACGAUCAGCCUCGGGAUGCUCGAGGAGCCGCCGCAUCAGCACCCGCCGCAGUUCAUGCACCCCCGCCUCCUCCACACCCUAUGCGCCCCACCACACCCGCACGCGAUGGGGAACGGGCACCACGUGCAGAUGCUCCCACACCCGCACCCGCACCCGCAGCACCAGCCGCAGAUGGUCGCCGGGGGCUGGUCUACGGCGCCGCCCGGGGACCCGUCGGGCGACGUGUGGUCGGAGUACAAGUAUUACGGCUGA